AGAAAGGGGCUGUCGGAAAGUUUUCAAUGUACCAUUCUUAUCACAUGCUGCUUUGUGAAAGCCUUCAAACACUGAACUCUUGAUUUAAGUGCAUGAAUAAUUAGCUGACACAUAUAAUGGAAGGCACUCAUACCAUCCUCCAUUUACACAAACCCAUAAAAGAAGUUUGCUACGUCAGCUUCUAUCGUCCACGAGGAAAAGUCAGAGGAUUUAUGUAUUUGGGCAGUGCUUCUUUAGACAAAUCCAUUAAAUAUUUUGUGAACUUAUUUCAAAUUCAAGAGGGCACAAGAAUAGCUGAACUUGGAGGUAGAGCUUGUCUAAGCCUUACAACACUUUUCAAGCAAACUGCAACUCAGGACAUUCUUUCAGUGUUGUAUAACUGGACUGCAAAUAAGGAACUAUUGACUGAUUUGUUUACUCUGCACUCAAACUUUCCUUUAGGUAUACAGAUGGGAAAUCAGGAUGGAAAGCUUCAGGAGCAGGCUGAGAAUUCUGAAAAGGCAGAAGUUAAUCCAGGGUUUAAAAAUCUCCAGCGUUCACUCUCAACAGAUGGUAAAAAAAGUGUACCUAAGACCAAAAAGAUAAGGAAAUCUAGCAAAAGAAGAGAAAGUUUAGAGGAAUUUAUGCAUAAUAAGUUUAGAAGAAAAUUGAGUGGUAGCUGGGAGACUUCAUCUGCAUUAAUUACUAAAGGCCUUUCUUUGGGACGUGAUAAGGCUGCUUCUGCAAAACUCUCCAUCAGCACUUCUCCCAGUACAAAAUUGACUAGUUCUUUUGUAAAUGCAUUGCAGCAGUCAGAUGUAAACAGUAAUAAACUGCAACCUGAUGAUGUUACUGUUGCUGAAAUACAGAGUAAAGGAAAAGAGUUUCUUCAAAGAUUUACAUCUCAGGAAUCCGACUCAGAUCUUGGCAGCUGUCUUUCAGAGUAUGACAACGAUGUCUUCACAGAAUGCAGGGCAUCUCCAUGCAACAGUUUAUUUAAUGAGUUAGUAGAUGGCUUUCAGGCUAUACCAGGACAAACAGGUUGGCUGGCUCCUAACAACAGCAGUUCAAGUGACACAUAUAAAAGAUGUGAAGUUUUUUCUGAACUUGAAAGAAAUAAAGAUGAAAGUUUGCAAGUCAGACUUCAUGAGGAUGUUAUCAAACAAAAUGUGGCUAAAACUGUAGUAAGAAUGAAAGAGUUAGACAAUCUGCUACAGAAAACUGUAAGUACCUGUACUACUUAUGACAUUAAUGAAAACACUAGUCAUGCUGAAGACAAAAAAACAGUAAAAGACAUUGUUACAGUUUCUAAUGGUUAUCUGACAAAUGCUGAUAAAAAAGUAUUACAGGCAAGCAAUGUGCAAUGUACUAAGGAAAGAGAGACCUCUAUCAUGGAGGCACAAACGAUUAAUGAGUCUUGCAAACCAUCUGGAUUUGUCAAUAAAAAUCUUUUAAAAGUCAUACAGAGUGACAGCUUUGAUGAGACUGCAGACUGGAAAAGACUACACAAAGGCAAAGAAGAUGCAAUAGCGGCGGUGUCUGAAAAAAGUAGUCUGCAACCAGAGAAAAAUAAACAUUCAUUACUGAAUUUGCCUUCACACAAUAUUCAUGACUAUUUUCAAGAUAAUGGAAUGUUAAAGUCAGAUGUCAGAGAUUUAACUUCAUCGUUGCUAGCUACUGCCAGUAAUUUGUGCCCAGUAAGUAAUACCCAGCAACACAUUCCACCCCUUCCGUCACCACUGGCCAGCUGCCUACCUAGUCCACAAAAGCAUCAUAGGAUUCUUCCACUUCCUACAAAGGAGGAACCUGGAGUUAAUGAGUGGCAGAGUGAGAGCAGCUCUCCCACACAUAUCUGUGAAGAGGAAUGCAAUGAUUUGUUGUUGUGUCCCUGUUUUAAGCUCAGUGACGCAGAAGAAGGAACAUUUACAACAAAGUCUGUGGAUCUUAAUCAAGCUGCAAGCCCCGAAUAUCAAGAAGAGGAUAUAAAACUGGAUAUUGCACUAUAUCAACAGCCAUUUCAAGUGACUUAUAUUCUUGUCAAACCAACUCUCUGUAACCUCUGUGACCUUGAUGAAAUGACUUUACAUGUUAUGUUGUCAGACAGCAAUCUAGCCACAAAGAUGUUAAACUGA
Messenger RNA from Protopterus annectens (West African lungfish), 2111 nucleotides. Its product is annotated as formin-1-like. The record is from RefSeq and is a predicted model, not a curated record. The transcript is spliced from 2 exons. NCBI's taxonomy places the organism in Eukaryota, Metazoa, Chordata, Ceratodontiformes, Protopteridae. The coding region runs from base 117 to 2111 and encodes 664 amino acids.